Molecule: messenger RNA, 480 nt
Organism: Anopheles maculipalpis
Lineage: Eukaryota; Metazoa; Arthropoda; Insecta; Diptera; Culicidae
Exons: 1
Coding region: 1-480 (159 amino acids)
Biological process (GO): removal of superoxide radicals
Molecular function (GO): copper ion binding; superoxide dismutase activity
Source: RefSeq, a predicted model, not a curated record
AUGUUGCUCUGCGAGUGUUUCGGAAUCCCCUUAUUUUUUUUCUUCUUCCAGGGAACGUCCGUGGCUAUUACGGGUGCGCUGGAAGGACUACGGCCGGGCAAGCAUGGAUUUCACAUUCACGAAUUUGGUGAUUUUUCGCGCGGAUGUCUUUCGACCGGUCCACACUACAAUCCGGACGGAAAUGAUCAUGGUUCACCGGACGAUAGUAACUCUCAUGCUGGCGAUCUUGGCAACAUUAUGGCGUACAGUACCGGACUGGCAAAGGUACAGAUCGCGGCCAGGAAGAUUACACUUGUGGGUGACAGAAGCAUCAUUGGCAGGACACUAUCCAUUACCGAGUUUGAGGAUGAUCUGGGACGUGGGAAACACGAUUACAGCAAAACUACUGGAAACUCGGGUAACUGCAUUGCGUGCGCCAUUAUUGGGGUCGCACGAGAAGAGUACUUUGCCGAACGGCUACAUCUGACCACAGAUGAAUGA